Molecule: messenger RNA, 7434 nt
Organism: Chelmon rostratus (copperband butterflyfish)
Lineage: Eukaryota; Metazoa; Chordata; Actinopteri; Chaetodontiformes; Chaetodontidae
Gene: pard6a
Product: par-6 family cell polarity regulator alpha
Exons: 6
Coding region: 314-1591 (425 amino acids)
Biological process (GO): regulation of cellular localization; establishment or maintenance of cell polarity; centrosome cycle
Cellular component (GO): cell cortex; nucleus; apical plasma membrane
Molecular function (GO): protein kinase C binding
Source: RefSeq, a predicted model, not a curated record
UACACGAGCACCUCAAGUCCCAUACUGGAUCUGCCGGACUCCACCUGUCGCGAGCGCUGUGCUUUUUGUGAUUGUGUGUGAGCGUGUCCGUGUCGUAAGCCAAUGAGAACAGCGCGCUCUGACACAGGACGGCACGAGACACAAACACAGGCGCGAGACCUGGCUGCUUUCUGAACCGAGUGUCGGAGGAAAACGGAAAAUUAGCAGGCGGUUGGAAACGCCGCUUCGGCUCUCGUCGCCCGCUUUAUGUUUUGAAUAAUUUCUUUCUGUUACCGGAGGAGCCAGGAGGAAACACCGACCGUAAUUCCGGUGGAUGGUUUUAUCCGCAGUGCCUCAGCCAACCAGCCAACCGGGGAGCAGAAUGUCAAGGCAGCAGCAGCACCGGACGCCGUUAAAACUCACCGACAGCGUGGUGGAGGUCAAGAGCAAAUUUGAGGCAGAAUACCGUCGCUUCGCUCUAAAGAGGAAUGGCCCGGGUGGCUUCCAGGAGUUCUACCUCCUCCUCCAAACCAUCCAUCGCAUCCCUGGUGUCGAUGUGCUGCUGGGAUACGCCGACGUCCACGGAGACCUCCUUCCGAUCAACAACGACGACAACUUCCACAAAGCUGUGUCAUCAGCCAAUCCUCUGCUCCGCAUUAUCAUAACCAAGAAAGAGGAUGAACCAGUGGUCUUUGCCACCAACUCCCUCCAGAGACGUAAAAAGGGGCUGGGCUUAACCGGACUGCGCACCACCGGCUCAGGCUCCACCCACUCAAAGAACAAACCGGGCCUUAUGAUCGGCAUGCCGCAGAACUUCAGACAGAUCUCAUCCAUUAUUGAUGUGGACAUCCUACCCGAGACGCACCGACGUGUACGACUCCACAAGCACGGUACCCACAAACCACUGGGCUUCUACAUCCGAGAUGGGGUUAGCGUGCGGGUGACACCACAGGGUGUGGAGAAGGUUCCGGGGGUGUUCAUAUCUCGUCUGGUACGUGGUGGGCUGGCAGAAAGCACAGGGCUGCUGGGCGUUAAUGACGAGAUCCUCGAGGUCAACGGCAUCGAUGUAGCAGGAAAAUCUUUGGAUCAGGUUACAGACAUGAUGGUGGCCAACAGUCACAACCUCAUCGUGACCGUCAAGCCAGCCAACCAGAGGAACAAUGUGGUGCAUCGUGGGAGUAAAACCUCAAUGGGUAACUCUGGUUCUGUGGGCUCAGCUGGAUCCACCGGCUCCGCUCUGUCACAUGACUCACCAAGCCCCGCCUCUCAGAGCAACCCCAUUACUGCAAGCAAUAGCAUUGCAGAGGGGGACAGUGAUGAUGAAGAUGAUGAUGGCGACCUCAUUCUGGAGAAUGACUGCCUGACACCCUUCAGCUCCCAACGGGUUACCAACAGCAACAACACUAACCUUAACAGAGACUCACCUGGCAACAGGCCGCACAACUCCACUGUGGUCAGGCCCCUCCCACAGAGCAUCUCAUUGCCCAAUAGCGUUGGAGCAACCCUAAAUGACAGCUCCAUGAUGAUGUCCAAUCACAAUGGAAACCCCGCCCACACAUCAAGUAGCAGUCAGGAGAGCAUGAGAGAGGACGGAAACAUAAUAACACUGUAACCAUGGCAACACUGACAGCUACACUGUAACAGUGAGGACUGUGGAAUGUUACAACCACAGAGUGCUGUUACCAUGACAACUACAGGCCGCGCUCCUGUCGGCCAGAUAACAGACUCGGCAGCACCUUUUGCUUUAAAGGUUCUCCCUGUUGAUUCCCCGAGCGCUUCUCUGAGUUUUUCACAGCUGUGGAACACCGACGGUACCGCAGCGACACAGGACACAGGGUUCUGCUCGCUUCUUUCCCCUUGGAUCAUGGAUUUUCACAAUCUAUGGGCGUAACAACACUGACUUUUUAUAUGUCUGCAGCAUAUGGUACUGGGUUGGUACUGGAAUGUAUAGAGCUGAUUUGUCAGGCUCUGUACGGAAAAGAUAAUUUAUAUUCGGAUUAGGGAAUGACUUAAAUGGCCCAAUGUAUUAUCUGAUCAAAGUGGUCUGAUAGAGAGCAACACGACUGAGAGGUAAUCGCAAAUGCUCCUGUAAAAGCCAUAGUUUGAUGUCAAUAUAUUUAAGAUUUCUUCUCUCUUCCAAAAUUGCUUAUGAAGUAGUACAAACCCUGCACCAAUCAGAAACAUCGCUGUUAACAGCAGAAUAUCUGACUCAUUGACUACAUCAAGACAAUGAAAAGCAAUAUCAUGAAAAACAUUAAUGGUUCUAUUUUCCUGCCAGCACAACAGCCAGCACAUGCGGCGGCCAGUUUGGUAUUUUCCUGACUUUUAAACAGUCUUUGCCUGUCUGUGUGGUGUUUCGGUGUCCAGCACAGAGCGCACGGUGCACAGGUGGGAGGAUUAUUCAUAUGAGGUGGCACAAAGUGACAUGUUGGUAUUUUUCAGUGGAAAUUGGUCCUUCGACUCUUUGCUGAGAAUAAACAUCUCAGAACCACAUCUGUUAGUAGAGCAUGAUCACUCUGCUGGCAGUCUGGUGAAUUUAGCAGUAAGAGCAAACUAAACUUACCUAACUACUUGGAGCCAUGUGCAGCAGAAAAGGAAUAAUCUUAAAAAGUAAACUGUUUUAACAAGCUACUACUUGCUUUUCAACCAGUAGAUGUAUUUAGAUCAACAUGUAACAUCAAAGCAGGAUUGUUGGUAAAUCAGUCUGCAUUUAUCUAUGAAUGAAUCUGUGUGAAAACCUUCCACUAAAGGCCAUUAAAUCCCUGCAGCCAUGUGAAAGCAGUGGGACUCAUAUCUAUUUUGAGGGAUGUGAUUGGCUGAUAGCUUAUUUAUUAUUCUCACCCUGUGAUCUUUAUUCACCUUCACCCAGCCUGUUUUCACGUUGUUCUGCUGCACAAUGAUACAACCAAAAGAUGCCCACACAGUCUGUGCGCCCAAGACUUGCCACUUCACACUGGUUGUUGAGCUCGCAACGCUGAAAUUGUGCCCUAAUUAGGUUGGAAAUCAAAAAACACAAAAAGACCCACAAAUUACCAAUCUAAGAAGCAAAGACAUCGGUUCCCCUGCCCUCCUCAGCCAUGCAAACUCUAAUCACACGUAGAUACAUACACAUGCAUUUGGACACACACACACACUACUAACCAUCAGGAAGUAGGGGUCAAAAUAAGGAAAUUCCUGUCAUGUUUGAAUAGUGCAGUGUGGCACAGUGUUUUUAUCCUCUUAUCGGGGUCAUAUAAACCUGUGUGUGUGCGUGCGUGUGUGUGUGUGUGUGUGUCUUGUUGCUGGAGCUCUGGGGGUAUUGCCUUACAGUCAGAAAUGUUGGCUGGCUUCGCAGUCGCACACUGCACUCUUUCUUUACUGUCCUCCCCCGUCUCACGUUCUGCUUCACAUUACACCAAAAUAUUUUUGGUCUGACUGUCAAACAGAAUCAAUAUCACAACAAUGUUUACAAAAUAAGAUCAGCUAUAUGAUGUGCACCAAGUGAUAGUAAAUCCUGUCUGUCAGCUUGGCCUCGGUUAAUGCCAGCCUGCCCCAACUACAGUUACUCUGUAUGCCAUAAUAUAAUUAUUCACCAGAAAUAAAAAUCAUGAUAUCCUAACAGAAGUAUUAUCCAGAGCUCCACAGUCUGCUGUGUUUAGUGUCUUCUGACAGUGUAGAUGCUCUUUCAGUGCCAUCUUAGACUAAUCCUGUUCAGAGGUUCUUGUGCUUGUGGAAAGGUAGAAGAAAACCAUUUUUCAGUUCUCAGAGUGAGCCAGUACUCACUGAUACGCAGCACCAGUGCUUCUACAUUUUACUCGUUGGUGAACCGUGACUUUGUGCCCUGUGCACUGGCACUUCUCACAAGCUGCCGGUUCUCUUACCUGCCAACGCCAUAUCAGGUUGUCUGGGCGAUUCGUAAUGGCCCAGAGGAAACUGCAUUACCCAGGGGUCACUCUGUGUAGCUCAUCUGUUCCUGUUCUCGCCUGCUUUUAUCUGUCAGUGGACAGUCUUAGCGCCGUUUCAUGAACCUUACAGUAAUGGUAGCCUGGCUCCGAAAGGCUGCAAAGAGGACAUGAAGAGUCAGACAAUGACACAACAGAGUCUUGGAGGUCAAAAUCUGACCCAACCAGUACUUAAUGCAUAACGUUAGAGUCACUCCUGGCAGCAAAGAGCCUGACGAUGUGGCGUUAGCAUCGGCAAAAACGCCUGCUGUGGCCGACACUGCGACAUUAGCAAGAAGAGAAAGUAUCCAGGGAUUUCACCAAGAAAACAAGGAACGAAGUUCAUCCCAGCCUGAUGACUUCACCGCACACUAAAGCCAGAGUACAUAGUCAAUUAUUUUUUAUUCUAAUAAUUGAAAUGUUGGACCCCUGGGUUGAAUCAUUUAAGUUGUGAACAUCAGCAGUAUCUCCUGUUAUCUUUAGCUCCCUGUAGAAACUGAGAAUGUAACACUUCAUGAUUUGCUGAUGCCGGCUGAUGCACGCACCGACGUGUGAAUACAGGGAGCACUGGUGCCACUUCUUUCCACUUCAAGCACUGCCUAUUUGUAUCCUGAACACAAGUCAAGCAGCUGUUAUGGUAAAUAGCUUUCAUUUUAAAGUAGCAUCCUACCUUUUAGGGACAUACUAAUUUACCAGUGAUUGAUCGACCAAUCGGGGCUUCCUGGGUGCGAUUUCAUCAUCGUCCUGCGUAGCUAGCUUUGUAGGACGACGUUUAUGAAAUAUACUGCAGGAAAAAAUGGUGACAAGCAUUGUGGAAAUGGACGCAGCUGUAUGGGUUGCAGGUCAACUUAAAGAAAUUGUCUCUUCAAACAACGUUCUUGACUGUCUCUGAGGUUGUGAGGAAGUGAAGCAUUGCCACAACCUUCUCAGUCUGCCCCUGACAGAUGAAACACUUUGUCUGAUAGCCCUUUCUCACCCCUGCUGGACCAGUUCAUCUGAAACAGCAGUCACAGUUUAAUUCCUGGUCAACACCCAUUCAUAAAUUUCAUAUAUACUCAUUAUACAAAGAAUAAAACGACACAGAAUUACAUAGAAUAAUGACCUGAUUAGAGGUUUGGAUGGGCGUGGUGUUUCCCUGUAGCAGACCCAUUAUUCCAGUCAGAUCCCAGUACUAUGUGUACAGUACAGCCUGAUGUAACUGCCUCCUGCUCCUACAAAUUACAAUUAAAAUGUAGACUGAGCUUUUCCUGGGAGGCAGAGCUGCCAGGGAGGCAGCAGAUGUAGCAUCUCCAGUCAAACCCUGAGCUUGGAAACGAAACCCUCAGCGCUAAACCGAGAUGAAUCCACGUUGAACGCCAGGUGAUGCACACGGUCUGAACAUGCCGCUUAUUGAAAUGCAACCCUCAAACAGCUGGAUGGGUUUUUAAGGAGAGCACGAGGAGCGCUUGAUUUAUUUACAGGAAACAGUAAUCAAGUGCACCAGACCUGAAUAUAUAUUGUCCCAAGUUUGAUGUCAGCAUGUGCUUAAUGCACACACACACACACACACACACACAAACACAAUGAGAUUUUUUUUAUUUUAAUGUGUGUUACUGUAGAUUAUGAAUCAAAUGAGAUUUUCAGUACGCGGGAGAAGUUUUUAUGUAAGAGAAAAUUUUAUAAUAUGUGUAAAAUAUGGAGAGUAUUUUUCUUAUUGUACUUUUAAAUUGUAUAUGAGAGGUGACGGGCGACGAGAUGAACGGCGCGUGUGGCAGGUCGUUGCUGAAUGUGUUCACGCGCACACGGUGUUCCGCUAGUGUGUUGUUUCAGUAGCUUGAUCAAAGAUGAAGGAUGUCUUUUUCAGAGACAGGUAUUUCCAAAGUAAAGAUUAAACUUAAACUCCGCUUUAGUUUGUAAUGAAGGCAUGCCUAAAUGUUCCAUGACAAUGGUGGAAAUCCUGGAAUGUUCCCCAAAACGAAGGAGCAUCGGUGUGCAGGUCAGCACAGUCAUUCCAAGGUUCACGUGUUCGGUGCUUGUCAUGGCUCAAAACUUUAUCCAUAAUUGUAUAGAUUAUUUAUCCUCGCUGUUAUAUGACUGGCACUUUGUGUCGCUGCCAACGAGCACAGGGUUUGAAGUGAUGGAGACAAACACUGAGCUGCUGAUGGUCAGAACCUCAACGAGAAUCAACAGAAGAGUGCAACAGAAUGAAAGAAACAGUCCGAUAUUCUUACCCAGAGUCAGAUUAAAAGAUCAGUGUGUCGCUGUGUGGCAAGCGCACAGAUCCAGGGCAUGCUUAUCCCAGCUUAGCACAAAGAACACAACAGGAGGAAACUGCUAGCCUAGCAACUCCUGAACUGUUGUAUUUAUGCAUAUUUGGUUAUUGAAUAAAAUCAGGAUGGAAAAAUAACAAGAAAUGCUGUGAUGUGAUUGGGAGCUGAUAGUGGACAAUAAUUCUGAUAUUUGUACUAAAUAAAGUUUCAGUUUGAUUUCUGUCAUAGUCACACAGUGUAGAGCUGUUUUGAAAGCAGCCUAAUAAUUAAUCUCGUGUUAAAUAUCAUUGCAUCAAGCAUUGUUAUUUACAUUGUGUACGGCCCAAAUCAGACAUCUAUGAGCUCUUGGAAGGUGUAUUUUCUCUAUCUUUGAUGAUACUAGUUACCAGGUUCCCCCUGCUGUCAGUGUCUCUGCUGGACUAGGCUUAACACAUCCUGGGCCUGACUCUGUCCUGGACGAGCAGAGAUGAACCCGAAGCUGAUCUCCUCAUGCGAUUCUGGAUAAGAGCGCAAACAAGCGUGCAUCCCAAAACAUCAGAGCGGGCCUUGAGCUCAUGUAAUUGUGAUGACGUACAUGACGGCAAACACAAACCCUCCAAACCACACCGCUGAUGUCCGACUAUGAAGAGCCAAUCAGUGCUCGUGAUGAUCAUGUUGCCAAGCCCCUCAGUGUCACAUCACUGUUUAGCUCUGUAUGCAGCCCAUUUCCAUGACAACAGCAGGUCAGCCUGCAGGCGGUUAAGAGAGGAUGUCAUGGGCUGACCGCACAAGCUUUUAGAAAACAAAGGAAGUGCCUUUUCGGGUGAGGAUGCCUGCGUUUGGUUGGAUGCUGCCUCCCGUGUGACGGACAGCUGAGGCACCUCGGUGCAGCAGGUGGCGUCAGGUGAUGGAGGACGGCAGGACUCACCUGCCUGAUAAAAGAGCCUGCUGAAGGCGAGCUGCACUGAGCACACAGCUGGUUCCUGCAGUAUAAGAGUCUUUAACUAAACUGUGAAUGUCAUGUGGAGAUGAAAUAAGAUGAUUAUCAGAAAUAAAGUAUUAUUUAAAGGCAUAAAGCUUUGUUUGUAAUAGUACACUUUUUGUUUUAACUAAUGCAACAUCCUCCUCUUUGUUUCUUUCCUUCCUUCUGUUUCACCCAGUCUCAUUUUGUUCUUGCCAUCCUUCCUCACUUUUUCACUUUUCUCUCGUUCGCCGUUAUUUCUCUCCCUUCUUUCUCCCCUCGUUCUUCCCUUCUCACUUCAUUUUCUUCCCUCUCCCUCUCCGUGGACCUUUUACCUUCCCUUCUU